AUGUCUACUGAGUCUGACCCCGCUGUCACACGAGUCACCAUCAUACUCGACAAGCCAGAAGAUUGGUUCAAUUGGUUAUUCAUCCGUCAAGACAUUGCAGAUCGCCACGAUCUCUGGCAAUACGUCAAUCCUGACCUCUCGGACCUGGACACUGACGAUCGAGAGUCCUACCGUUGGGAAUGUGAUCAAUGGCAGCGCUGUCGCUCUGAGUACUGUACCCAGAAGAAGGCUUUGGCUGAUCUGAAGUCGGAUAUCAGCAAGACAAUUGCUGUACGCCACAUACACCUGAUCAAGGAUCUUAAGACACCAUACGAUCGACUGGUCGCUCUCAAGAAGUUCCUUUGUCCAACAGACGCAACUCGCCGCCGUGAGCUUGCGGAUAAGUACAACGCACUCAAGACUGCCCCACGAGCUGCAAAGAAGGUCGAACAAUGGUUGUCUGACUGGGAAGAUUUCCUGAUUGCCUGCAAGGCACUCGAUCAAGAGUACGCCACAUCCUGCCUACGUGAGAUCUUCAAGCAUGAAGCACGAGGCACCACCACUGAGAUCUCAUCCCUGGAGACAUACGUUGCUGAGAUGACUACCUACCUACGCCGUACGAAGCCUCACUCUACUGGCCUAGCAGUCACUGCCGCGGAGCUUGGUGUUGCAUCUCCAAUUGAGCCUCAAACAACACGCAAUCGAGGUCAACGUGACAGUGUACGACAGACACCUACCUGCGUCUGUGGGAAACAGCAUUGGUACACUGACUGUUUUAUCCUCAAUACUCGCCACCCAGGGCGUCCAACGACAUAUCAGCCUGCUGCUGAAGAGGUACGCAAGGUUGAGGCAGCGUGGAAAGACCCUAAGAUCAAUGCACGAAUCAAGACAGCUAUUGACAGGUGGACAGCUCGUCAACCACAGAACGCUGGGACGUUACGAAUUGACAACGGCAGGCCACCUGCUGACAGCAGCACGUUCGUGGUAACAACUGCUCCAUCACUCAUGGACCUUGACUCUCACAACGUCCAAAACAACGGCCACAACGGUCACGAUGGCCACGACGACAGUGAUGCUAUUGCGAUUGACGCUCGCACUGAGCCUCUGGGAGCUCUCACAACACUGGCUGACAAACAACAAUCCAGAACGUCGUUCUAUCAACGCUGGCAAUAG
Messenger RNA from Macroventuria anomochaeta, 1152 nucleotides. RefSeq lists its product as uncharacterized. NCBI's taxonomy places the organism in Eukaryota, Fungi, Ascomycota, Dothideomycetes, Pleosporales, Didymellaceae. The coding region runs from base 1 to 1152 and encodes 383 amino acids. The transcript has 4 exons. The record is from RefSeq and is a predicted model, not a curated record.